This is a messenger RNA of Diprion similis, 1412 nucleotides long. RefSeq names its product odorant receptor Or1-like. The record is from RefSeq and is a predicted model, not a curated record. The transcript is spliced from 7 exons. Lineage: Eukaryota; Metazoa; Arthropoda; Insecta; Hymenoptera; Diprionidae. Gene Ontology annotation, cellular component: plasma membrane. The coding region runs from base 1 to 1353 and encodes 450 amino acids. Gene Ontology annotation, molecular function: olfactory receptor activity; odorant binding. Gene Ontology annotation, biological process: detection of chemical stimulus involved in sensory perception of smell; sensory perception of smell.
AUGAUGAAGGACGAAAUCAGUGCCCGCGAUGCUCUCACCAUCAACUUAUGGGUAUUUCGAUCAGUGGGAAUAUGGGCGGCGGAUAUAAACAGCCGUUCACUCAGGUUUAUCUACAACAUCUACGGCACGAUAAUGAUCACGACGCUGUCAAUCAUUUACUUUUCAACGGAAAUAAUUUACGUAAUUGUGAUCUGGGGUAAUCUGACAGCCAUUAGUGAAAUAUCAUUCCUGCUCUUGACGCACAUCGGUACCGUCGUGAAGCUGUUCAACUUCCUGAUACGUCGUGAACGGGUGGAAAAACUAGUUGAAAAUUUGCUUCAACGGGAUUUCCUACCGAAGCAUAACGCGCACCGCGAUAUCUUGACGUUGACGGUGAAAGUGGUGAAUCGAGACAACAUACUCUUCAUCCUGAUGUGUGCAUCGACUGUAAUAGGCUGGGCGAUCGUCCCGAUGGUGGAUAGCGCCAGGCCGCGGCGUUUGCCGUUGAAAACUUGGUUCCCCUUCGACAUAAGCAACUCGCCUAUCUUCGAAGUGAUUUACGCUUAUCAAACUGCUGCGGUGAUGAUGAACGCCUUCAUGAAUGCAAUGAUGGAUACCUUCGCGUCGAGCCUGAUGGCGCUCGCUGGUGCUCAGCUAGACAUGCUUCGUCACGAUUUAUCCAACCUCGGUAGAGAGGAUGAAGAGGAUGAAGAGGACGAGGAGAAUCCCGCGGAAUUUAAGACUGCGGUAACCCAACGUGCUGCUGGACGUAUAUCGAACGUCGUAAGAGCGGAGGAUAAGCUGAAAGGUAAACUGAGAACUGGCAACGUUCCAGAGGAAUUUCCACCUCGCUCCCUGCAAGACGAUAUUUUACAUGAGCGCAUCGUCGGCUGCAUCGAACAUCACGGCGCCAUCAUCAGAUUCGCAAAUGAAGUGAAGGACGUGUUCGGCAUUGGUAUUCUCGUCCAAUUCGCGGUUAGCAGUAUCAUACUCUGCCUGACGUGUUUCGAGUUAACUUUGCUAUCGCCAGGUAGCUUGCAGUUCUGCUCAAUGCUCCUCUACCAGGGCUGCAUGCUCUUGGAAAUAUUCUUCUACUGUUGGCAUGGAAACGGGAUAAUAUAUAAGUCAGAGGACCUGAUGUUGGCGCCCUUCCAAUGUCGGUGGACGACCUGUUCUCCAAGAUUCAAAAAUACCUUGCGUAUAGUGAUGUGUCGAAUGCAGCGAGCCCAUAAGCUCACCGUCGGCAGAGUGUUCAAUCUGUCGCUGGAAACGUUUUCCAUGAUUCUUCGCACCGCCUACUCGUUCUACGCGGUUCUACAGCGCGUCCACAGCAGAGUUAUAGAGGCUGAAAAAGACGAUUUGAGGAACUUGUGAAGCCAAGAAAAAUUCGAGGAUCUAGACAGUACGUGCAAUCGUUCUGUCAUGGGUGAAUA